This is a messenger RNA of Dromiciops gliroides (monito del monte), 6330 nucleotides long. RefSeq names its product aquaporin 4 (gene AQP4). Lineage: Eukaryota; Metazoa; Chordata; Mammalia; Microbiotheria; Microbiotheriidae. Gene Ontology annotation, cellular component: plasma membrane; basolateral plasma membrane. Gene Ontology annotation, biological process: transmembrane transport. The record is from RefSeq and is a predicted model, not a curated record. Bases 187 to 1092 code for a protein of 301 amino acids. The transcript is spliced from 5 exons. Gene Ontology annotation, molecular function: water channel activity.
UUCCUGCUUCCCUGCCUUCUCCUUUCUCCCUCCCUUUUCUAACUCUUUUCUAACUUCUGACUCGUCUUUCUUCUUCCUCCGUGCAAAGUUAAAGGCCAACACCUGCCGAUAGCAUCCCCCUUUACCGUCAUCACUAGGGCCUUUGCCCACUGUAAGUGUGGACCUCUGUGUAAACGUGAGACCAUCAUGGUGGCAUUCAAAGGAGUUUGGACUCAGCCUUUUUGGAAAGCUGUGGCAGCUGAGUUUUUGGCGAUGCUUAUUUUUGUUCUCCUCAGCUUGGGUUCCACCAUCAACUGGGGUGGAACAGAGAAGCCUUUACCAGUAGACAUGGUCCUUAUCUCCCUCUGUUUCGGACUCAGCAUUGCAACCAUGGUCCAGUGCUUUGGACAUAUUAGUGGAGGCCAUAUCAAUCCCGCUGUGACCGUGGCUAUGGUCUGCACGAGGAAGAUCAGCCUUGCUAAAUCUGUCUUCUACAUUGCGGCUCAGUGCCUAGGUGCUAUCAUCGGGGCAGGGAUCCUCUACCUUGUCACACCUCCCAGUGUGGUGGGAGGCUUAGGAGUUACCACGGUCCAUGGAAAUCUUACAGCUGGUCAUGGACUCCUAGUGGAGUUGAUAAUCACAUUUCAGUUGGUGUUUACUAUCUUUGCCAGCUGUGAUUCACACAGAACUGAUGUCACUGGUUCAAUAGCUUUAGCAAUUGGAUUUUCCGUUGCAAUUGGACACUUAUUUGCUAUCAAUUACACUGGUGCCAGCAUGAACCCUGCCCGGUCUUUUGGACCUGCUGUUAUCAUGGGAAAUUGGGAAAACCACUGGAUCUACUGGGUAGGACCAAUCAUUGGAGCUGUCCUUGCUGGUGGCCUUUACGAGUAUGUCUUCUGUCCUGAUGUUGAAUUUAAACGCCGUUUUAAGGAAGCCUUUAGUAAGACUUCUCAGCAAACUAAAGGGACCUACAUGGAAGUGGAUGACAACAGAAGUCAGGUAGAAGCUGACGAUUUGAUCCUGAAACCUGGACUAGUGCACACAAUCGACAGUGAGAGGGGGGAUGAAAAGAAAGGGAAAGAUCCGUCCAGUGAAGUGUUGUCUUCAGUAUGACUAUCGAGUGGCACUGAAAGCAGAGAAGACCCCUCAGAUUUCCUUCCACCCAUUAAAGAAACAGAUUUGUUAUAAAUCGGGCACAUGUAGGUCUUCUAGUUUUUUAAGGAGGAAGCAACUUCUGGGUUGCUUUAUGUCAGAGUCCUCAGUCUCUAAAUGUGAAAUCUCUCCUCCCUGCCAAGAUGGGAUGGAGACCUGCAGUGGAUUCCAAAUUCUAAAAGAUAUCCCUAAGCAUACUCCCAAACUGAAUAUAUAUACAUAUAUAUGUAUAUAUAUAUAUAUAUGUUUAUUUCUGUCCCCAUUUAUUAGCAUUCAAUAGUGAACUGAAAGUACAGAUGUUUAAAGUGCAGAUUGACAGUUGAGUCUUGCCUGGGAAGUGCCUAUGGACAUAUAUUUAUCAGAUUGUUCUUCUGACACAUGAUGGAAUGUUGUCAGCCCCAAUUAGGUUAUUUUACUAUAUUAAGCAUUCUUUGCAGAUUUGUUGAUGGUAAUGUACAGUAAGGCACAGAUUUAUUCAAAUUCAAGGGAGAAAUUGCUUAUGUUCUCCCACCCCCACCCUGCUCUUGUCACCAGGCAAUCACUUUAAAAAACUGUACCCCUGAGAAAUAAUAUUUUAACAGGAAAUUUUAAAAGUAGAUGAGUCAUUGGAAAUGACUCUUAUUAAACUGAUAUUACACAUAUCUAUCUUUCACAAUGUAAAUGUCACUUCUCUUUGAUGUAAUAGUCCAUCUGAAAAGUCCAAGGUUGAGACAUUCUCAAAUACUGUACCCAUAUAUUGUUUUCUACGUCCAUCUGAUCAAACAUCUAAAUCUUGAGGUUCACCUAUUGAAAUUCAGUCCCACCAUGAGUCCCAGGCUCAUAUGGGAAUCAGUAUGUUCCCAUAUGUGGUUUGUGGUAUCAAAGGAAACAAAGGUUAAUCUGUUUUCAGUGCACUUACUUAAAUAAACUAUAGUGUGUUCAUUUAUGUCAUCUCAACUUUAACCACACUUAUCUUUUUAAUUUAUUGGAAAAUCUGGGGUUUUUGUUUGUUUGCUUGUCAUUAAUUUUGGUUAACUAUAUUUAACUGUUAGAUAAGAGAUAUUUUUAUAACAAACAUUAUAUUAAUUCUGACUGUUAUUGAUAGAUAAACUCUGCUCACCUAAGCCAUGUCCAUGGCAAAUAUUAAUUAAUCCAAACUAGUCUUCUUAAAGAGUCCUCCUCAGUCUCAUUGAUAAGAAAGUCCCCCUCAUUUAUCAUUCAGCUGGUGAAUAAUCACCAUUACAAGUGUGAUGUCUUGUGGGUAAGGGAAAUUGAGAAAGAAGAAGCUUCAGGAAGAAACUGGGACCAGAUGAAAAGGAAAACAACAGAAUGUUCUUUAUGCAAAGCUGAUUACAUGACGGACUUUUCAUUUGUAAAAGUGUUGUAGAUAACCCAACAGAAGUAAAUUUAAUUGAUUUUUAUUGUAGACAUUUCUUUGUUAUUAGGGUGCAUAUAAAUAGUUGGGGCAUUUGCUUUUGCCUUAUGUCAAUACUGAGUUCUCUGGAAACCCCAGUUCAUAUAUUUUUGACUGCCUAUGCUUUAGUCUAAAACAAAGAGCUACAAAUGUCAAUUUCACUGAACAAAAACCCAGUAGAACUGAAGCAAAAACCUAUCACUGCAAGGGGUAGCUUGUAAAUAGCUGAUAACCAAGAGCUCCUCUAUCCCAAGCAUAGCUCCAACUGAGAAGUACUUUUUAGUGUUAAUGGCAGCUGUGUGUCUGUGGCAGUGAGAUAAUGGACCAUUAUUAAACCUGAUUCUCUUCGGUGCUAGGAAAGCCGCAAGGCUGCCUAAAAAAGGUAAUGCCAAUGCAGCAGGCUGGGCAGUGCCAUUGGCAUUUGGUGAUGGUGCCUGCCUAGGUUGUAGACACCAUACUUGGGAUAAGCACCAAAGAUAGAGCUCUACUUGGCCAAUAAUUCAGUUCUCCACCUCCGAGUUACUUGCUUGGCAAUGGUUUCUAUAGAGCCAAGUAUGAAAGUUACCUGAGGGCUAUGUUUGCCAAAUGCCUGAAUACUACACUAUCAAAGGGGCAUAACAUCAGUGGUUGUGUUUUCCUAGUAUAGGCCCACCUAUCAAUUAUCAGUAGAUAAGUCAGUUCAGAAAUAAAAUAGGUUAACCAGCCAGAGUUAACAGAUUCCAUGCCCCCUUUCACCACUGAAAAAACACCUUAUAUCAUAGUGACUUUCCUGAUGGUAAAUCACUUUUAGCAACAUUCUCCCACAUUAUAUUUGUAUACACUCUUCUGUGUGCAUGAGAGAGACAGCCACAGCUACUUCAUUCAGCAAAUCAGAGAAGAAGAAAAAUGGUACAUGACUUUGGUUUUCAAAACAUUUCAUUUGAAGUUUGGAAAUAAAAAUAAUCUUGUUUUAGUAGAUGUAUUUUGCUUAAUAUUUCAUAAAGGCUUGCUUUUAGGGACUUAUUGAGGGAAAAUAUUACAAAUGUAAGAACUAUAAAAAUGUCUUUCUUAAAUUCUUGUAUUUUAGAGGCAAGAAAGCAAAUGAAUACAUACAUUGUGAGUUGGGAUAUAAUUUUUUUGCAUAUGAGGUAACAUAUUUUGUAUUUCACUCAAGGCUCUGCCAGUAAAAAGUAAUGAAAUUGUACCUUUCUAAUGACAUCUCUGCAGCAGGGGUCUAUUGCCUUGUGGAUGACACCAAAUUAUCCAUGUGUAUUAGGAGACUGAGGCUUUUUCCUUUAAUCUCUUUUUAUUAAUGAAGUGCAUAGUGCCUGUCCCAGGAGAGCACUACUAACUGAUAUACAGAGGAGAGAUCAGAGAGGAAAAAACUAGUAAAAACACAAAGGAAUUAUGCCUGACCAUGAAAAUGAGCCUUACCUCAUAUAUAAUGAAAAAGUAUAGAAUUGUAGGUACAAAGAUAGCCCAAGAAUCUCUGAAGAGUAAAAUUGCCCUCUCCAUUGAAGAUCUGUUUAUUUUGUCAAAAGUUAUAAACAGCCAAGGAAUGGUUUAGAUUUGGGGGCUCAGAGGAUGGAAGGGAGAACACAUUUAAACAUGCCUGAUAUCAGAGACAGUCAGACAGUCCUAACUAAGCCUUUACACUAAAAGGAAAUGUUGACUGGUAGUUAAAUAAUGGACUAGAAAAAAAAAUUAAUGUUUCUCUGCUUUGUAUCACUGCUGUCACUUUCCUCUAUAACCUUGAGCAAAUCACUUGCCUCCUUUCAGUUUGUGUUUCAUAGAUUAUUCCAAGGGUAUCAUACACUGAAUUUCAACAGAGAUUUGAAAUAUUGAGAUAAAUUGUAGAAUAAAAGUGAGUUAUUUAGGAUCAUGGGAUUUUUUUAAUUUAGAAGGGAUCUUAGAGAUCAUAUUGUCUGUGCCCCUCAUUUUUCAGAUGAAGAAACUGAGGCCCAAGAUCACACAGUUUAAAAAAAAGUGAAAAGGCUAGGAUUCACAUCUAGGUCUUUUAAAUCCAAACCCAAAUUCUCUCCUCUGCUCCAUACUGAUCCUCAUUAAUUUGGAGGUUAAUCUCACCUCACCAACUAGUAGAGCAUUUCCAUACAGGCACAUGGUCAUAGUAUUCUUUUCAGACUGUGAAAACUGUUAAAAAUUUCAUUGGUAGAUUGCUUGAAAAUACAAAAAUGGAGUUUUAUAUUCAAAAACUAAAAUAAAAUUUACUUUCUCCUUCUUCGUGCCAUAACAGAUCACAAUUUGGUCUCUCUAGACCAUCUUCCAAUCAAUAUAAAAUCCAAUGAAAAUUAUUGUGUAUUGUAUUUCAUAAUGCACAUAUCCAAAAUAUCUUUCACCAGAAAGUAAUUAUGUCUAGUUUAGUGAUGAGAAGAUUAUUAGAAAGACACAGUUAUCUUUGAAAAAGCAUUAUAAGAUUAAUUUAACUCAUUUCAUCUCAAAUAUGUCCUCUAGCACUUAUAUUUUCAUAUAUUAUAUAUAUAACUUUAGUCAAUGUUUGUGGCAACUGGUUGUACAACUUGAUUUUUUAAAGACAUGUCAAGUUCUGAGGCAAGAAGAAUUUCUCUAAGCAAAGAAAAAAAUUAAAACAACAGUUUGCAGUUUUCUUUUCCCUGCAAAGUGAUAGGAAAGGCCCAAUAUUUCCAAUCCCUGCUAAGGGGAACCUGUCAUACAUUGAAAAUGUUGUAGGUCAUCAAGAGUUUUUGUGAGUCUCUGUCCCACUUAAUAGCUAAACUCCAUCCCUUUAGUUCCUUAACAUUUCCCCCCAUGCUGAAGUGAAAUAGGUGGGAAUAGGAAUUGCUUGUGAUUGAUUGCCCAGACAUUGUCUUUGUAGAGCAGGAAACAGAUCAGUGUGAGACAUGAGCUUUGAAGAAUGGCCAGUGCGAAUGCCAUCUCUCCUACUGUUCCUGCUCAGCUCUAAACAACCAUUUUCCCAUCACUGAUCACUACACUCAAAAAUGAACAAUCUGCCACACCCAUCCAACAUAGUACUAGGAGUGUCAUUAGACAAUACCACCUUCUUUAUUUCCCUAUUUUCAACCACAUCAGCUGAUACUCUGUAGCCACUGGUUUGGGGUUGUAAAUGUUAAUUAUCAACACUAAUGACAAUAACAACUGCUAUAUUAGUAGCCAAAUGUCCAUUGGAUUUGACUUACUGUUUCCCAUUGUUCUUCUCUUUCUUUUGGAUGACCUUUCUUCUCAGAGGUGGUAUGUGUUACCAUUCAGUUGACAAAAAUGGAAUCGGUUUUUGAAAUCCUUAUUUCUUUGAAGUAAAUUAUAGAAAUUUUGUGGUAGAUCAAAAACCUAGCAGCUCUAUUCUGCAAACGUUUGGGGCUUUGGAAGAAAUACAUCAAAUGUUGUAAACUAUGCAGUGUUGGCAAUGUAUAUCAAAUUUAAGCAAAGUUAGGGUGUUAAUCUUUCAUUGUAAAAGGUAUCAAGUCAAAAGGAUGAAAAUAUACCUAAUUUGUGUAACUCGAGAUGAUAUGUGUUUAGAAGCUUUUCGGGAUUAAUUAAAUAAGCAAGCAAUGCAUGAAAAUGUAUAAACAAAUAUUUAUCACUUUUAUGACCCAAGUCAGAAUGAAAUUGUAAUUCAUGAUAAACUAAGGAAAAUAAACUGAACAUAUGGCUAUAUUCACAGUUAUUUAUUAACUGAAAUGUUAGUUGUUAAUAUAAUAUUAGAACUAAUGUCACAGGGCUUUAAACUAUAAUGCAUUGCAUUUGGAACAUAUUAAAAAUAUGAUCAAACUGGUUGAUUUCCAUUAGUUAUACUGUAUCUCAUAACGUUACACUUUUGCAAAUAAAAUGUUGUU